AUGACCUCCAGGCCCCCUAUGGCCGUCCCUCAGCGACAGCCUCAGAGAACAUUAAGCGGCUCGGGGUUGUCGCAGUCCCCUACUCACCAGCGAACCCUCUCGCAACAAUAUUUACCCCCGUCCCCUAUACGGAAAUCAGAGAGUUUUCAUGAGCAAUCUAUCGAUGCGGGCGAUGUCGCACAGAAUAGAUUUAAUACACUCCCAAGAAGGGGAGGCUCGAGGCUCAAGCUCGAGCUCGCCAAUGAUGGCAUCGAGCAUCCCGGCUUCAGCGAAUCCCCGCAAAACUUGGAUACCCUAUCUGCCAACAAGGUCUUUACCCCGUCGCGGAUGAUGUCGAUGAAUGAUGCAUCUGAUGCUGGCGAUCUAACUCCUCGAACGUCGAGAUGCCAAACGGCUGAUGAUGAUUCGGUUCCCCUGCCCAUGCCGCCUCGUCGAAUCCGAUUCGUUGUGCCUGUUAAACGGUCGGAACCUUCAAGUAUCAGUACGCCUCCUAAGAAGGACGCCCGACCGAAGCCCUUCGUUCUCGAUCCACCGUCGAUUGCUGCUCGGUACCCCAACACGGGCAAGUCGGAGUCCACCGGUAAAACUAGAACUAAGGAUGUGCCCGCUCGUGCGUGUACUGACCCAUGUACAGGAGUCGCCGAUUUCUAUCGUUGGAAUGGAUCACACCCUGAGGAUCAGUUUUCUGAUAAUAUUAUUAGGCAUGGAUAUUUCGACAAGGCACCGGCGCAAUCUACGCAGGAGCCUGCGUCGGCCAAGGCUUCAUUGUUUCCUGCGCUGAAACAUAAAACUGGCCUUCACACAUUAUCUACCGUUUUUACCAGCAUCCUCAAUCAGAGAAGACAUAAUGGCCAGAUCACUUCGGCUUCUACCUUCAAACCCCCGCCUCGAGUUACGCUAACCGACACGAAAAGAGAGAUAUGGCUCAAGGACCUUGCUAACCCAGCUAUCUCCCUCAGACGUUUGAGUCGAACUAUCCCCCACGGUAUUCGCGGGAAGGUCUUGCUUGAGCAGUGCUUAAAUAAGAACGUUCCCACAGAACGUGCUGUUUGGCUUGCAAAAUGUGUCGGCGCAAACGAGAUACGAGCCUUCAAGAGAAAGGGGGCAAAUGGCAUCUUUGUUAUGGGCGGAGAAGCCAAAUGGAUUAGAGACUGGACCGUGUUUGUCGAACAGUUCGUCGAGGCCAUCUGUAAUGCUUUCAGUGAAGAUGAUUGGAAGGCCAAAGUUACAUAUGCCAUUCGCCUGGCUACUCAUCUUUACGCUGAACAUCUUUUAGACCGCGACCAUUAUAUGGACUGGCUGGUCUCUGGCUUGGAAAAUAGUAACCAGGCCAAGCUCCCCAUGUGGCUUUUAAUCAUACAAAUAUACUGGAAAGAUCUUCUCAAAUUAAGGAGACAUGGACGACGUUUAGUCAGCGCCAUUCUGUCUCAUCACUCUUCUAUCUAUCAUCAUCCCGAUCGCGAUAUUUUACUGCCUCUUGCCACACGAUUACAGUCGCUGGUAGAGUCUCUACUCCUUAUUUGCCCGGAGAAUUUUAUUAAUCCUGGGGCUUGGUACAAGUUUCGCGACUCUGUAGCCGAGCCCCCUAGAUCUGGUAACAACGAAGCCAGAUCGAGAGCAUUCAAAUCAAUCGAUUUGCGUAAUGACUAUUUAACUAGUUCCAAUGCCAAAUCGCAACCUGCUCUCCGCAGCAUAGUAGUACAGCUACUUGACAGCAUACAUCGAACACCUCUCGACACGGAUAUUCCAAAGCAGCUUUGGAAAACGAGCGAUAACAAGUUGCCGAUAGUCAGAACUAUUCUUGAAUGGUCCACCUCGCUGCAUCGGCCUGGGGUUGCGAAAGUGUACAUUGCCACAACGCUUCUGCGUUCGUCGUCUGCAUUGGAUGUCGAUGUCACUAGAGCCGUACUGGACUUUCUGGAUACCGACUCGCUUGAAGAAACUGCCCGAAAGCAGCUUGUAUAUCAUCUCGUGUCGGAACUCGUUCGAUCUGGCCACUUCUCAGUUCCUCAGUAUAUCCAAUGGCUUAUAUCCCGCGGUGGACUUUCUUUUCCCUUCGAAGCAGCACGUGACGGGCCAUGUUUCACGAGGCUACUUGUCGAAAUUCCACUCCAUUCUCUAAACGAGUCCAUGAAAAAUGUGAGGGCAACUUUAUUACGAAGGGCGUCGUAUUCGAUUGAUGAUGAAGCCCAGGAUAUGGCAAUGGCUAUCAGUUGCAUCAAAAGUACGCUCUCCGUUCCACUGGGACCCGGGGAUCCGCUCCUACAGAAGAUGCCCAUGAGUCUAGACAAGCUAUCGAAGCGGAUCAAGUUAAGUAGUCGAUCUCUAAAGACGACUAUUUCCUCGUGGCUCAGUAGCGAUUUCAUUAGCAACGUCAUCCAGAAUUCACAAUCGAGCAAAGGCGGUGUUGAACUACCCAAGAACACGUUCGAGAUGGUUCGAACUCUUCUCGAAGCCGCUGAAGAUUAUACUAUGCUCGAAGAGGUCUUGAAGCUGACAGCGGCAUACUCGAAUGCAGAGCUUCUCGCACUCUGUGCCGACACCAUCAAUCUUCAUUUACCAGUAUUUACCGCAACUGGAGCAGCCAAACCACUCUUCCAAAUUUUCUAUGAGCGACUCAAAUCCAUCAUGGAAGAGCAAGGUGUCGGUGCCCGUCCGCUUCUAGCUUCUCUUGCUUAUCUAGUACCGCAUCUACCCGGCCUGGAAGAUGUAGCGACCCAACUACAAAACGAUCUGAUACGUAUAGACCGUAGCAGUGCUGCAGAUGUUUCGUCACCGUUGUCUGACAACAUGGCUACCCAACUUCAAGACGCCGAAACAGAGCUGAGUGAGCAAAUAGAGAAGCUUGCUAGUUACACCAGUGCUGAUAGGCCGACAAUGGAGCGGUUAUUCUAUGCAAUCAUCAAAAAGCUACAAGUUUACUGGGGUAAAGCAGAUGAGCGUCAGCGACUUUGCUGCAUCCUUCUCACGAGACUUCGUGUAUUUGAUAUUCAACAUUUCAGCGAACUCAUGAGGGGAUGGAUUCAGCACAUUCGCAAGUUAACGAACAGGCCACAUAUCGAUCAGUUAUUUCCACCUCUAAUGAGCUCAGGCUGUUUACCUCUUGCAAUAUUGUUCGCAACCGCUCCUAGGAAUCAAGAUCAAACUACCCAGUCCCGGCCGAACGCCAUCGGGUCUGCUUCCGUCUACAUGCAGGAGGUAUUGCAAAUGUUAGUCAUGCCAUGCAGUCCGAGUCCUAUGAUGACUUCGGAGGAUUGCUAUCGCUUCCGUAUCGUCCAGGACCACGCUAGACGUGAGCAUGCUAGGGAGUUGAUGCCGUUGGUCCGCGGGGCGCUGGCCGAGUAUUCGACCUCCCUUAAUCAACACACGUCGAUUCCUCAACCGUUAGAUAAUAAGCAGUUCGAGGCUAAGGUACUAGAAGUCCUCCGAUCUUUAGUACUUGUCGAUCCAAAUGCUGCUAGCCAAAUGGUUUCGUUAAAAAGUCCCGAUCCCAAAUUAGCGGCACUUAUCGAAACCUGGACUACGAAGUUGCUAGUACCUCAUAGUGGUGGUGGCCAAAAAUCAUUUGAGCAAGUUUUAGAAUUGGCAAAUGAAUUUACGCUGCCUUUUUGCCAGGUCAAACUUUCUCUAAAUCUUGCAGUUGAUGAAUUAGGAUCAACUGAGGCAUCGGAGAGAACCCAAUCGCAAUUUGAACUAUUGUCGAAAGCACUUGACAAUGCCAUCGACGCUAACAAUAUCAUGUGGACAGGCAUGCUCCCUUCUCUUAGUCCUGAUAUUACGCAACACAUGAGAAACCGAGCAGAGUCGCGCUUGCUAGAUAUCAUUCCAUCUCUUAAGAAUCCUCCCGGAGACGCCACUUUUGAUAGGGAUAUCUGCAUGGCGGAGAAUCUCUUGACGGUCAUCGAUUCCAUAUUCCGUGGCGGGUCGGGAUCAAAAGUGUUCCAGUUUUCUAGCGCUCUAGUGGACAAACUUGCAGACUUGUGGGAUAUCCUAUCCUCAAGAACUGGCGAGUACGCUUCACUUCAAGCCGCUGUGCUCUCGCGCUGGCUGCCUCUUAUAUUAUCUUACCUGACUCUUUUCACCUCACCAUCCGCCAGCGCAUUGGAUGCAUCACGGAUCUCUGGCGGUGAAAUUCGUGGCCGUGCUUUAGUCAUCCUCGCAGGUCUCAUCCAGGAGCUCGAUAACCACCUAUCCUCCAAUCUCGGUCAAAAAGCCUUCGACAUCGCGCUCGUGCUAGCCGAUAAUUUACCCGAAGAGGCGCGCUUAUUAUGCGUACGGGCAGUGAAAGAUGCCACGGCUGAUCCUAGGAUCAGAUAUCUAUUCAGCUUCGCUCCGAACCCGGCUGAAACCCUAAUGUUAGCCCAUCGCGAGAAGCCGCCCCAGGGAAUCCAAGAAAGGAGGGCAAUGGCGAUGGGGAUGAAUAUGAUACCAGAGAAGCUAACUCCCUUUGUAUUCAGGAGGUGGGAAAUCCUCAACGAACCCACUCCUGUCGUAGGCGAGAACGAUACGAGUCUAAGCUUGACGCUGUUCGACUCCAGGAAGAUAAAGUAA
Daldinia childiae is the source of this 4551-nucleotide messenger RNA. RefSeq names its product Mediator of RNA polymerase II transcription subunit 12. The transcript is spliced from 3 exons. Gene Ontology annotation, cellular component: mediator complex. Lineage: Eukaryota; Fungi; Ascomycota; Sordariomycetes; Xylariales; Hypoxylaceae. The record is from RefSeq and is a predicted model, not a curated record. Bases 1 to 4551 code for a protein of 1516 amino acids. Gene Ontology annotation, molecular function: transcription coregulator activity. Gene Ontology annotation, biological process: regulation of transcription by RNA polymerase II.